CUUGGCUUUCAGUUCAUCGUCAUUCUUCAGCUGUCAAUCUAAUCUUCAAGUUCCCUACCUCCAACCUAUCCAACCUUAGGUACCUGUAAUUAGACUAUUAUGCGCCAGCAAGUUUGAGCUCGUGCUUCCGCUUCUAGCUUUGCUACCUAAAGCAAAAUGGCCGCCAUGUUAGAGUUCCGCACGCCUGGCUGGAAUCCUUACGCCGUCAAAUAUUCGCCGUACUACGAUUCGCGCAUCGCCGUCGCAUCCGCUGCGAAUUACGGCAUUGUAGGCAAUGGCCGCCUGUUCUGCUUGGGGCUGGGGCCGCAGGGCGUCCAGAUCGAGAAGACCUUCGAUACGAACGACGCCCAGUAUGACCUUGCCUGGUCGGAGAUCAACGAGAACCAGUUAUUGGUCGCGUGUGGUGAUGGAUCCAUUAAGCUCUACGAUAUGAAUGUUAACGAAUUCCCCGUAAUGAACUUCCACGAGCAUAAGAGGGAGACCUUCUCGGUGUCGUGGAGCCCUGUCACAAAAGAUACAUUUGCUUCUAGUUCGUGGGAUGGGACGGUAAAGAUCUGGUCGCCGGCUAGGAAAGAAUCCAUCAAUACUCUACCCAUCGGAAAUUGUACAUAUAGUACAUCGUACUGCCCAUCCAAUCCAAAUAUCAUCUCCGCGGUAUCGACAGAUUCGCACUUGCGCAUAUUCGACCUCCGAACACCAGUCAGCGCCCAAUAUCACUUAACAACCAAAAUCCCGGUCCACGUACCUCCUCCCGUCCCGCCCCUCCAAGGCCCAACUCCCCCGGCUGCGCCAGGGGAAAUCCUCACCCACGAUUGGAACAAAUACAACCACACGGUGAUCGCGACGGGCGGUGUGGAUAAGGUAAUACGGACGUUCGACAUUAGGAAUCCUUCAGCAGGGCCCGAAUCUAUAAUGCUCGGCCACGACUACGCUGUUAGGAGGCUGGCGUGGAGCCCGCAUGCCAGCGAUAUCUUGAUCAGCGCGAGUUACGACAUGACGGUGCGGUUAUGGACGGACGGGUCGUCGAUGCCGGCGCAACAGGCAUCACCAGUCAAGGCUGGGAUCCAACUCGGUAUUAUGAACAGACACACUGAAUUCGUAACGGGCGUCGACUGGUGCUUAUUCGGCGUUGGCGGCUGGGUUGCGACUGUGGGGUGGGAUGAGAGGUUAUUAUUAUGGGAUGCGAAUAGGUUGUUACAAGGGCAAGCGUAAGACCGCUUGCAUUGGAAUUUGGCAGCGUGGAAAGGAAGAAGAAAAAAAAUAACACGGCGUUGGCUACCUACCUACCUUAUAAUCUUGGAUCUGCAUUUGGGGCGUUUAAGAUAAUCGUUAUUGAUAUAUGUAACGAUACUGGAUAUAUUUGAGAUAUAUUAUUAUAUGUACCUAUAUAUGUACACACGCAUGUAAGCUCCCCUGAGCUACUUGUGCUUGUAUAGGUAUGU
Daldinia caldariorum is the source of this 1442-nucleotide messenger RNA. Its product is annotated as peroxisomal targeting signal 2 receptor. The transcript is spliced from 3 exons. The coding region runs from base 157 to 1212 and encodes 351 amino acids. Gene Ontology annotation, cellular component: peroxisomal matrix; cytosol. NCBI's taxonomy places the organism in Eukaryota, Fungi, Ascomycota, Sordariomycetes, Xylariales, Hypoxylaceae. Gene Ontology annotation, molecular function: protein binding. The record is from RefSeq and is a predicted model, not a curated record. Gene Ontology annotation, biological process: protein import into peroxisome matrix.